This is a messenger RNA of Tribolium madens (black flour beetle), 6158 nucleotides long. RefSeq lists its product as uncharacterized. Gene Ontology annotation, molecular function: calcium ion binding. The record is from RefSeq and is a predicted model, not a curated record. Bases 58 to 6054 code for a protein of 1998 amino acids. Gene Ontology annotation, biological process: homophilic cell-cell adhesion. Gene Ontology annotation, cellular component: membrane. The transcript has 23 exons. Lineage: Eukaryota; Metazoa; Arthropoda; Insecta; Coleoptera; Tenebrionidae.
GACGCAGUUUAAUGCUGUAGAGUGAUCUAGAAAAAAGUGUGGUAAUUUUUCGAUGCAAUGAAGUAUAAGAUUUUAACAAUUAUUAUUACGUUUAUUACCUCUGAAUGUUUAUCUCAAUCGACCUCACCAUGUCAAAGUCAGUUUGAAAAUACCACGGAAAUUGAUUGGGCCGUCGGUCUGAUAAAACACACUCAAAAUGACAAUGAAAUUGUAAAUGUAUCUUUUGCUUAUAAUGGGAGCUUAACAACAGAAGCAGGUGACCCUAAUGAAUUUAGUGCAAGAUACAUAGACAUAGUGACAGACAACAACCAACUCAUUUUUAGAAGUAACGAAAACUGGACAAAACUAGAAGAAGAUCUAGACAUUAGGUCAAAAAUUCAAGGCAAUCAAAUAACAUUUAGCCGACAAGUAAAACUAAUUUGUGAUAAUAAUGAGACGAAGACUUUGCAAUUUAUUAUAUACGUCAUUGACACAAAUAACCACGAUCCAACUUUUGAUAAACAAUCGUACAGUUAUAAAAUGCCUAUGCCUUUGAUUCCAAAUAUCGAUUUAACAGGAUUCGGCGACGAUAUAAUAGUUACAGAUUAUGAUUUUACCAAUAAAAAUGUAACAUUUAGCAUUGAUGAUAAGGAUUUUGAAGUUACAACAAAGCACAACCCGGAUUCCAAUACUUACCAAGCAGUUCUGAAAGUUAAAAAUUACAAAUAUCUUUCAAGCGACACGACAACACUAUCUCUCAACUCAACUGAUUCAGGAGAGCCGUCACGAUCACAAACAUCUCAAAUUCAAAUAAAAAUUGAUGAAAGCAAUAGUUUACCAGAUAUUCCAACUGUACCGGAAGCUUCAUAUCAAUUUCAGUACUCGAUUGAGAAUAAUAAGCCUGUAUUGAAACCACUUCACACAAAUCAGGAUAUAAAAGUAACCGCCAGUGACCCUACUAAAAUUAAAGUAAAACUAGAAGGAAAUGACCAUUUUUCCGCCGAAUUUAAUGAGGCUAAACAAACAGUGACAAUAAAAACAACUGAAGAAGUCAUAGAAAAUACACCAAAUCCUGUAUUGGUUUUAACACUCGUAGUAACACUCAACGGUAAAGAAGAAGAUAGCAGCAAAACCGCGAUUCUGGUAAACCUCCCAAAAGACAAAAUUAUUACAAUACCACAAUUCGAUAAACCAUAUUACAAGGCACAGUAUAAAGUCAAUGCAGAAGAUAAAGAUACUGUGGAGCUUGAAUCAGACAUUACUGUUUCUGAAGAUGCAGAGGUCGCACUGGAAGGUGAUGAAACACACUUUAACAUAAGUAAAAGUGAUGAUAAUAAGUGGCAAGUGACUGUGAUAAGCGAUUUGGAUAGUGGUGACUUCAAAGAAAAAGAUAUUCCUUUAACGCUGCAUGCCACAGUUAAAGACGCAAAAGGAACAACGUACGACGGUUAUGCUACUUUGCUUGUUACUCUUCCUGAAGUUGAAGAAGCACCGCGAUUUACCAAACCUUACUACACGGCAACGUACAAGGUCAACGAUGGUGAUACGCUUGAUCAGUUGACAGUGGAUGGCGACAUAGCAUUGAUUUUACCAAGCGAUGAUGUUAAAGUUGAAUUAGUUGACAAUCAAGAAUAUUUCAAUUUAAUUUGUGAUCCAACUUCUGGAAAAUGUGCGAUAGAAGUUAAGGUUGAUUUAGGACAUGAUAUUUUGGAAAAAGGAGGCGACUUGAUUGUGAAUUUCAAAGCCACAUUAAAUGGUGUUGAGGAACCGAGUGCCUUGGUUAUAACAUUACCAGAAGUUGUAGAAGUAAAAUUUAUGAAUUCGAAUUAUGUCAGUACAUACAAUAUUACCGGCGAAAAAGCUACAGUUGACAUAACGGAGUUUCCAAUCACGAUAACUCCUACGGAUAAAAACAUCACUGUUAGUUUCAAUGAAGUGAAUAACAAUUUUGAAAUUGUGGCAUCGGAUUCUAGUAAGGGGCAAUAUACCAUCAAUGUUAAACAGCCUUUAAAUGAUAUAGAUUUAGUUAAACGGGAACCUAAAGUUUUAACUUUGCAAGCAAACAUUCCCGGUUGGCGAAAUAAGGCAACAAGUACUUUAAUUAUCAAAUUACCAGACGUUAGCCCGAAAUUUAACAAACCUUAUUACGAGGCCAUUUACAAGGUUGAUAAUAAGGGAGUUGCUAAUGUUACACUGUCUGAAAAAAUAACACUGACUUCAACAGUAAACUCUAAAAUCAGUUUAAUUGGCUCGUAUGUGGACAAUUUCUCUUUUGAUGUCGACAAAAACCCUCAAAUUACUGUUAAGAAGAACCUAGACGAAAAAAUUGUAAACGCCAAUCAACAAAUAUUGCUGACAUUGCAAGUAACUCCUGGUGGUUCUGAGGAUCAAGAGACGACAAUUAUUGCACUAAAAUUGCCCUACGAUGGAACAACAAAAACACUGAAAUUUGAGCAACCUGCAUAUGUUUUCUCGUAUAAAACUGAUAAAGCCGACCCUUAUAUUGACAAUGGGGGGCAAAGUAUAAGUCUUGUCAGUGCUGAAUCUAAUGUCAAUAUUAACAUUACUGGAACCUAUAGUGAAAAUUUUGAAAUAAAGAGCGAGAAUAACAAAAUCAGUCUUAACAUCAAAAAGCCGUUAGAUCAAACUGUUCUUGACACUCAACCGGAUAUCCUCUUUGUCCUGGAUGCAAAUCUGGAUAAGUUUGAGGAUGGUUUUACCACGGUUUUACUUCAUCUCCCUGCAAAAAAUUCUACAAGUGAACUAAAAUUCGUCGAACCUGUCUUCACAGCCAUAUACGAGUUAGGAAAAGAAGAAAAUAACAGAACAGCUAAUGUGACAAUCGUAGGAAACGGGAUAAGUCUGGAAGGUGGAACUACUGAAGCAACCAUUGAACUAACCGGAACAAAUAGCGAACAUUUUGACGUUUCAAAAAAUAGCACCGGAACUGGAUACGACCUGACUUUAGUUUCAAAUUUGGAUGAUUCAAUUUUGAUAACCGAAGCUGAUGUCGUGUUAACGUUAAAAGCAACGCUUGGUGAUCAAGUUGGAGAGGCUACUUUGGUGGUAAAACUGCCCAAAAAGACAGCACCGGCUUCGUUUAAAAAACCUUACUAUGAGGCUGAGUACAAGAUGGAGACUGAUCCACAUACCAUUGACAUUGACCCGAUUGAACUUGAAGGUGAUUAUUUAGACGACACUAAAGUUACUUUGCAAGUGGAUGAUGAUGAACUAAAGGAUAAUUUUGAGAUUAAUACGGCAAGUCCAUAUAUAAUUAGUUUAAAAAACAAUUUGGAUGAUGCAAUUUUAAAAACAAAACACGAAGUUGUUCUUACUCUUGUUGCAACUCUUGAUGAAAUUUCAACAACAACAUCUUCCGUGAUCGUUAAGAUCCCAGAUUUACCAACGCCUCCAAAUUUUAAAAAAAUUGUUUACAAAGGCAAAUAUGACAGUGAUAACAACAUUGUAAAACUUGAUGAUAAUAUCGAAACCGAUGCAAAAGAUCCUGCUGUUGUGAAGAUCACAGUAGAAGACCCAUACGCUUCAAACUUUACUGUUGUAUACGACGAUAAGAACAAAGAAUUUACAGUUAAUGUGAUAGAUUCUCUUGAUAACGCCACUGUAACUAAUAACGACGAAAUCUAUGUGGUUUUCGAUGCCACAGUUGACCGUGCUGUAACUCACACUUCGGCAACUUUGGUCCUCAAAAUGCCUACAACACUGACUCAAAUCGUUCCCACAUUUUCGGAAACAUAUUACAAAGCUCAUUACUCACUCGAUGAUACUGUCACUAUCACAAAACCAAUCACUAUCACUAGCGACAAAGCCAGUGAGACGCAAGUUAAAGUAAUAGGUGAUUUCAGCAACAAUUUUGAAACAAAGUUUGAGGAUAAUAGUUGGCAAUUGAAUGUGAAAAAUAAAUUAGAAGAUUCUUACAAAGACGAAAUUAUUGUAACACUUGAAGCGUCCUUGGAAGGCAAUGAAAUUACAACAACUACUACUUUAAUUAUGGAUCUUCCUGAUCGCGGAUUGAAAGCAAGUCCCAAAUUUACAAAACCUCUCUACGAGAAUGAAUAUGUGAGCGAUGAGACGCCUACUGUUAAUAUCACUGAUCCAAUCACACUCAAAGACGGUUUUGAAGACGCGAAUGUAAAUGUUGAUGCGGCUUAUCAGAAAUACUUCAAACUUACGCAAAAUAAAAACAAUAGGAAUCAAUGGGAUAUUAGCUUAGAUAAUCCUUUAAGUGAAGAGAUUCUUAAAAACAACACAGAACUUGUUGUAACUUUGACGGCCAAUUUGGAAAAUUCUGAAGGUCCUGAGUAUGCGACACUAGUUGUCAAACUUCCUUCGCAGUCAGUAGAAACUAUUACAUUUGAUAAGACCUACUACUCGGCCAUUUACACUGUUGUUGAUGGGGGAAAUGAUACUGUAAAUUCUUCUGAAAUUAUUGUAAGUGAUGACGGCGCUACAGUCACUGUGAUUGAAGGAUACGCUAAAAACUUUAAUGUAAAUUGUAAAGACAGAAAAUGUGUCUUGACAGUAAAAGAAAACCUUCAUGAUGCUGAUUUAAAAACGAAAAACGAAGUUAUUGUAGUACUACAAGCCACCAAAUCAGGAGAUAUUGCUGACAAAGCAACAGCACCGGUUAUUGUAAGUUUGCCCCUACAAGACUCUAUCGAAGCUCCGAAAUUUGAAAAACCUGUCUACACGGUUGACUAUGAUAAAGAAACUAACAAAAUAUCAGAUAAUUCAAUCAAGUUUGAAGGAGCCGAUACUAAAGAUAUAACCGUGGCAAUAGACCCUUCAUCAGCAUAUAAAGAUAAUUUCAAGGUGACUCUUAAAACCGACCAUUGGGAAGUUGAAGUCGAUAAAAAAUUAGAUGUUAGCAAAAAAGCUUCGAUUUCUUUUAUUUUGCAAGCUACAAAAAAAGACGUUAAAACUCCAGGGGAAGCGGUCUUUAUUGUGAAUCUUCCAAAGAAUGAAGAUACUUCAGAUUUGGAAUUCAGUCAAGUGACUUACACGGGUACCUACAAUGUUAAGGAUGACAUCGAUGAGGUUGUUUUGGAGCAAAACAUCGAAAUUAAAGGAAUCAGUGAUACAAAUCAAGCAGACUUUAGUGUAGAACCAGGAGAUUAUAUAGAUAAUUUCGAAGUAAAUGCAGACACAGAUCAUUGGAUAAUAUCUGUCAAGAAGGAUCUUAAAUCUGAUAUUUUGGAUAGUGAAACUUCAAUUAUUUUAACGUUGAAAGCUACAGUAGCAGAAACUUCAAGUACUGGAGAAGUUGGAGUUGUAAUUAACCUUCCAAAGAAAUAUACCCCAACAUCGUUUUACUUUGAAAAGACCUCAUACACUGCUGAGUAUGAAAUAGAAAAUGAUAAACCUAAAUUAAAUGUAGACAGUGACAUUAUAAUUAAAAAUUUAUCAGAUAGUGUUGGAGUAAAACUGACGGGAGACUAUUCCAAAUAUUUCGAUUCUUCUUAUUCUGAAGACAAAGUUACAAUAACUUUAUCUUCAACUGCACUGAACAGUGACGUUGUAGAAAAAGAAUCAGCAAUUUCGGUCACAAUUGAAGCAACAAAUGAUAAUAAGGAAGUCGCCAGAGCGGUUUUGGUUGUCAAACUACCAAAAGAGACAAGCAAAAAUGAUAGCGACGACCAGACUGGCCUUAUUGCAGCAGUUGCCGUGUUGGCCGUUUUGCUGGUCGCAUCUCUCGUAGGAAGUGCCGUUUUCUAUUAUUUCAAAUUCAAGACUGCAAAAAAUUACAGUAAUAUGAGUGACAGUCCGCGUCCUUCUGAACGGUUUAGGAAAAACAGCACCGGUCUUGACACAAAACAUAAAUUUGAACAUGCGACGAGACGACCAACGGGUGUUAUUAAAUACCCUCUCAAAGACGAUGAGAGCACUGAUACUGAUGCUGUGGAAGCGCCAAGUGAGAAAAGAAAAUCCGUGCAGUUUGAUGUUAUACACAUCGAUGAGUUGGAAAUAGAACCCGAAAAAACCGACGAUGAGGAUAACGAAAAUACUUAUGAAAAUGUUGAUAGUGAUAGUGACCAUAGACGAAACUCGGAAGCCUAAUCUGAAUGAUAUUACUAGCAUUUGCUUAUUUUUUAAAUCUGAUAUUUACCUAUACAUAAUUAACUACAAAUAAAGUUUUAAUAUAUAAUAAUGCCAAUAAUGGG